AUGUAUAGACAUUUCCUGCUUGCAGUGCUGGCACUGCUUUCUGCAUCUGCUCAUGCUCAUACCACCUUCACGACCCUCUACGUCGAUGGCGAGAACCAAGGCGAUGGAGUGUGUGUUCGAAUGAACCGUAACCCAAGCAAAGCGAGCUUUCCCAUUGAGCCUCUUUCCAGCAAGGACAUUGCUUGCGGCUACGAUGGCGAAAAAGCCGUCGCGCGCGUCUGCCCCGCCAAAGCCUCCUCAACCCUCACCUUUGAAUUCCGCGAAUACGCCGACGGCUCGCGCCCGGGCUCCAUCGACGGAAGCCACAAGGGCCCCUGCGCCGUGUACAUGAAGAAAGUCGACGACGCAACGGCCGACAACAACGCUGCUGGCGACAGGUGGUUCAAAAUCUGGCAGUCGGACUAUGAUGCAACUUCCGGCAAAUGGUGCACCGAGAAGAUGAUCGAGAAUAACGGGCAUAUCUCCGUGCAGAUCCCGGCUGAUAUCGAGGGUGGAUACUACCUUGUGCGGCCGGAGUUGCUGGCUCUGCAUGCCGCGCAGGAUAACCCGCCCGAUCCGCAGUUCUAUGUCGGCUGUGCGCAGGUGUUUGUGCAGUCGACUGGCACGGCUAAGCCUGCGACGGUGAACAUUGGCGAGGGGACGUACGAUCUCAGUCUGCCGGGUAUGACAUAUAACAUCUACAAGACGCCGCUAGAGCUGCCGUACCCUAUGUAUGGGCCGCCGGUGUAUCAGACGGGUAAGACUGCGUCUGCCAGUCCUACCCCUGCCAAUACUGCUUCUGGCAGUUCAGCGUCUGCCAAUGCUGGAUCCGGCAAGUCUGAUUCUGCAUCUGCCACUGCUGAGCCUGCCCCGGCUGCGUCCGGCAACACUGGAUCUGAGACGUCUGCCGAUACUGAGCCGGUCAAUACUACGCCUGCCAAUUCUGCAUCCACCGACACCGAAUCCGAGAAAACAGAAUCAACCCCCGCCAACGUCUGCAAGAACAAGACCAAGAAGAACAAAAAGAAGAAGAAGCGUGCGAUGCUCGUCCAGAACAAGGGCCUCAAGCCAGAAGGCUGUAUCCUCGAACGAGACAACUGGUGUGGAUUCGAGGUGCCCUCGUAUACAGACGAGCAGGGCUGCUGGGCUUCAUCCAAAAACUGCUGGGACCAAGCCGACGUAUGCUGGAACACCGCGCUCCCGACCGGCUCAGCACACUGCCAGAUCUGGUCCGACAAAUGCACGGCGCUCGACGCAUCUUGCAGCAACAAGGUAUUUCCUGGUCCGCCGAAUGCAGGCCAGGAUCUCACUCCAAAGCCGGCGUCCUUGGUGGGGUCUAUCAAGGUAUUUGCGCGGGGUGUUCGGUCGCAUAUUAAGAGGAGACAUGCUCAUGUUUAG
Aspergillus lentulus is the source of this 1377-nucleotide messenger RNA. RefSeq names its product lytic polysaccharide monooxygenase auxiliary activity family 9 protein. The record is from RefSeq and is a predicted model, not a curated record. Lineage: Eukaryota; Fungi; Ascomycota; Eurotiomycetes; Eurotiales; Aspergillaceae.